AUGAACAAACUUGUGCUGGUCGUCGCGUUGGCGGCUCUGGUCCAUGGCAAGCCCCAGUACAACUAUCCCGCACCUUCAGCGCCUAGCGGUAGCUACGGCGCCCCCGGGUUCGGAGGCGGCGGCGCUGGCGGAGGCGGCAUCGGGGGUGGUGGGGGAAUUGGCAUCGGAGGAGGCGGAACUGGGGGAGGUGGGAUCGGAGGAGGAGGAGGAGGUGGAAUCGGCAUCGGUGGAGGCGGAGGAGGAGGAGGUGGCGGCGGUGGUGGAGGUGUAAUUGGCAUCGGUGGAGGCGGCGGCGGCACCAUUGUCCAGAAACACAUCUACGUGCACGUUGCCCCUCCGGAACCGGAAGAAUCCCGGCCGCAACGUCCUAUUUCGGCGGGUCAGGCCACGAAACACUAUAAGAUAAUAUUUAUAAAGGCACCUAGCGGUCCGGCCCCGACCGCCCCGACGAUUCCGGUGCAAGCACAAAACGAAGAGAAGACACUCGUCUACGUGUUGGUGAAGAGGCCGGACGAUGCGCCAGAAAUAAGCGUGCCCACUGCCGCUCCAACGCAACCCAGCAAACCGGAAGUAUACUUCAUUCGUUACAAAACGCAGAAACAGGCAACGGGCGGUGGCGGUGGAGGAGGAGGCGGAGGAAUUGGUAUCGGAGGAGGCGGUGGAGGAAUUGGUAUCGGAGGAGGCGGUGGAGGAAUUGGUAUCGGAGGAGGCGGUGGAGGAAUUGGAGGCGGCGGCGGAGGAAUCGGCGGAGGAGGAGGUGGUGGUGGAAGGCCGUCCACAAGUUACGGACCUCCGGGACAAAGCGGACCUUAUUAGAUUCGUUCGUGUAGAUUGUGAUUAUGUCAAAUACGUAGAUCAAUCAACUACUGUAUUUACUUACCUUCUUUACCUUCAUUGUACAUAUACACAUAUUGUUCAUUUUAAUUGUAUCAAAUAGUUGAUAGGUUAAGCAAAUGCGGUGACAAAUAAAUGUAUUUUUAG
Molecule: messenger RNA, 981 nt
Organism: Aethina tumida (small hive beetle)
Lineage: Eukaryota; Metazoa; Arthropoda; Insecta; Coleoptera; Nitidulidae
Exons: 2
Coding region: 1-816 (271 amino acids)
Source: RefSeq, a predicted model, not a curated record